AUGAAGAUGAUCUCGGCCCCGGGGAUAAGAGUCUUCACAGAAAGCGAUCGAAGCGUUCAUAUCACUGAAGACACUGGUCCCAGUAUUGUGGAUGGAGGAAGUGGUUUUGUAGUCAAGGGCUUGAUCAAUUUAAAUAACACCUGUUUCUUUAAUUCAGUCCUCCAGAAUCUCUUAUCGGUUAACAGGCUUCGUGAUCAUUUCAUGGAAAUGGUCGAGGAUGUUGGACCUCUACACAUGGCUCUUAAGAACCUUGUCAAUGAAACUAGUCCAGCCACCAGGUCGAGAGAGGCAGUACUAAGCCCCAAAUGUAUUUUUCAGUGCCUUGCUGAGAAGUUUCCCAAGUACGAAGGAUAUCAGCAGCAUGACAGUCAUGAAUUGCUUCGCUGUUUACUUGACGGGUUGAAUGAAGAAGAGCUAAGAAAUCAGGGUCCUAAUGUCAUUCAAUCUACCUUUGGGGGGCGAAUAUCCAGUACCAUUUCUUGUUUGGAGUGUGAAAGCUCUUCAAGAGUGGAUGAGCAGUAUCUCGAUCUCUCACUGCCAAUUCCUUCCAAGAAACUCCCUUGUGAAAAGAUAGGAUCGGUUUCAGGAAAGAAACGGAAACUAGAGAGCCCCCAUCUUGAUGUUAAUAGCAAUUCAUGUCGAAACGUUACAGUCCUGCAGCCGCCGUGUGGUGCCACUUCUAGUUUUCAGCAAACUGGUAUGGAUAUCUGCAAAAUAAUUGAGGAUGCUGUAGCCCGUGUUACAAGCCACUGUCUCUCGACUUAUGAAGAGCUUGUGACAGUGGCUUCCAAUUGUGAUGAGAUGUUGAGAAGAGAAUGUGGGGUCUCCCCGCCUGCUAUGGAUUCGACAUGCAACGAAUCAGUGGAUUAUUUGUUUGAGGAUCUGUCGGAAAAUAAGAUUGCAGAAUGUGGUUCUAUUAAUUACUAUAGAGAAUCUCUUCCAGAUGAAGUUGUUAAUAUCGAUUAUCCAGUGUCGUUAGAGAGUUGUUUCGCAUGUUUCACAAAGCUGGAGCCCCUUAACGGUUGGCAGUGCAAUGACUGUUCAGUUGAACAGAAAGGGGUUCAAUCCGAGAAAAAUAAUGCACUGCAGGGGGGAACCAGUGGACAAGCUGUAGGAUCUGAUGAAUUGAGAGGCAGUGGCAGCGACAACGACAAAUCAAAUUCUGAGAGCAUGGAGGAAAGGGGCGGAACUAAGAGGAUCCUCAUUGAUCAGGCACCACCUGUUCUGACCAUCCACCUCAAGAGGUUCAUUCAAGGCCCUGACGGUCACCUGAGUAAGUUGGCAGGCCAUGUUGAUUUCAGAUAUGCACUUGAUCUCGCGCCAUUCAUGGAGCCAAGGAGCUUGGAAACAGAUGAGUACCAGUAUCGUCUGAUUGGCAUGGUGGAGCAUCUUGGGACCAUGAGGGAAGGCCACUACGUCGCAUAUGUGAGAGGUUUGAAGAUCACAAGGGGCGAUGGCACAGAAAACACUGAUUCUGCGUGGUACCGUGUCAGCGAUGACUAUAUCCUUGAAGCUUCAUUGGAAGAAGUUCUUUGCGCCGAGGCCUAUAUCCUGUUCUACGAGAAACUCUGA
Messenger RNA from Diospyros lotus (date-plum), 1572 nucleotides. Its product is annotated as ubiquitin carboxyl-terminal hydrolase 2-like. The coding region runs from base 1 to 1572 and encodes 523 amino acids. Gene Ontology annotation, molecular function: cysteine-type deubiquitinase activity; cysteine-type endopeptidase activity. Gene Ontology annotation, biological process: protein deubiquitination. The record is from RefSeq and is a predicted model, not a curated record. The transcript is spliced from 2 exons. NCBI's taxonomy places the organism in Eukaryota, Viridiplantae, Streptophyta, Magnoliopsida, Ericales, Ebenaceae. Gene Ontology annotation, cellular component: nucleus; cytosol.